CAGUCAAGAGAGAUUGUGCACAAGGCUGUGCCAGCAGGCUCGAGCGAAAGGAUCAAAGUGAUGAAAGCUCGCCAUCGACAUACUUGCUCGGUGUCGGAUUGAUUGUCGACGUGCCCGCGCGCCGAAAUGGCCUCGAACGAGGUCAACGCGCCGCCGGCGGAGAACGGGGUUGCCGUGGCGGUUGAAGCGAACGGCAAGAGCAGCUUGGAUAGCGCUGACGCCCCGAUUGCUGUCAGCAGCAAAGUGCCUGGGAUCGAAGCAGGAGCGGUAGCAUCAGAUUGGCCGCAAGAUGACGAAGUCGACGAGGAAACACCUGGGGAAACAUCUGCGCAAGGCCUUAAGCAGGAGCUGGAGCGCGCAAGGCGCGAGCGAGAUGACUUUGAGGCUCAGUACAAGGGCCUCCUUGGUAAGCUCACGCAAAUGCGGAGUACUCUUGGAGAGCGGCUGAGGCAGGAUGCUGAAGAGCUCGAAGCGAAAGAGGCGCAAAUAGAAGCAUUGGCAAGCAAGACCGAGGCGCUGACGGACACAGUAGACACGCUCAAGGAAGAGCUAGUCGCAUCGAACGCGGAAGCCGAAAAGCUCACCUCUGAGCUUUCCGUGCUAAAAGCUUCGUCUGGACCCGCAGCUCGUACAAACGACUCUGACUCACACGACAAGAUCGCUUCACUGGAGCGUCGGACGCGCGACAUCCUCGAACAAUGCGAGAAGCUGCGGAUAGACGUCGAAUCAUGGGAGUCGGACUGCAUGAGCGAGCGGGCAUCGAAGGAAGAAGCGCAGGUACGCUUACGACAUUCGGAAACGGCCAGAGAGGAGGCAGAGGCCCGAGUCCAGGAGCUUGAGGCGAGCGUGGAGAGGGAGAGCCAGACUGCGAGGGAGAUGCAGUCUGUGCUGGAAGAAUUCCAGGCGAGCCAGGACAGCGAACUGCAGCGCGCGCUCGGUGACUACCAGGCAAAGUACGAUCGGACCGCCGAGGCGCUGGAGGAACACAAGGAGAGGGCCAAACAGGCUGAAACCAAGCUGCAAGAGUACCAAAGCGCAGCAGGAAGGUGUAAUGUCCUCGAGAAGGACGUCAAGGAGAAGCACCUGCUGAUCGGCAAGCUGCGCCACGAAGCCGUCAUUCUCAAUGAGCAUCUGACCGAAGCUCUUCGGCGCCUACGCAAUGAAGGCUCGGAUGCGACUGUGGACCGACGACUUGUGACGAAUCUCUUACUGCAGUUCUUGACGACGUCACGCGCGGACGCGAAGCGCUUUGAGAUGCUCUCGCUCAUCGCGUCCGUCCUGCACUGGACCGACGACGAGCGCGAGACGGCCGGGCUCGUCGCGCGCAAAGACGGGUUCGCUGAGAGCGGCGGCGGCCGUGGCGGUGAGGGGUACGCACAGGGGCAGCGAACGCCGGGCAGCGCAGGGCGGAGAUACAUUGGGAUCGGCGUCGAGAGCACAUGGAACAGACAAGGGGGGCAAGGCAAGGGUCACGGGCGCGGACGAUCCGGGAAACCGUUCGACGGCAGUGGCGGGUCAGGAGGCGAGGAGUCGUUCUCGAACCUAUUCGUCGAGUUCCUGCUCUCGGAAGCAGAAAAAGCGCAAACGCAGGCGCAGGUGCAGCCAGGGCCGACAUCUCCAUCGCCUGCAUCACACGUAUCACUGCCACCGACGCCAGGAGCAGCAGCAGACGCCGGCAGCCCGGCGUUACCGUCAGCGGCGACAGGCGGCAAGCGGCCCUCAUUCAACCUCAACGCGCUGGCCAACCUGCGACGAGGCAGCGCUGGAGCCAGUGGGAAUGGCGUGCCUGCGCAGGCUACGGAAGGGGUACAUGAGAAGGGAAAGAGCCGAGCGGCGUGAUUUGUGAGACGCUUUUGCGCUCGCUCGCAUGUGCUUUACGUUUGAGCGGGUAAAGCAACAUGGGGCGCAUAUUCGGAGAUACGAUCCGUUAGGUU
This is a messenger RNA of Tilletiaria anomala UBC 951, 1934 nucleotides long. RefSeq lists its product as uncharacterized. Lineage: Eukaryota; Fungi; Basidiomycota; Exobasidiomycetes; Georgefischeriales; Tilletiariaceae. Gene Ontology annotation, cellular component: Golgi apparatus. Gene Ontology annotation, biological process: Golgi organization; endoplasmic reticulum to Golgi vesicle-mediated transport. The transcript is spliced from 5 exons. The coding region runs from base 127 to 1839 and encodes 570 amino acids. Gene Ontology annotation, molecular function: small GTPase binding. The record is from RefSeq and is a predicted model, not a curated record.